AAAAAAGAAUAGCGAUAUCUUCGCUUAGAUUGGUUUUAAGAUUGGUUAGUAACUUUAAACCUGUUUCGAGUUUGAUUAGGUUUCAUCUUUCCCCUUUGAACUUGAACAGAACUCUUCUUAUCGGUACAAACCAUUUUCUGGUAUCGUUGUUAUUGUUAUUAAUAUUUACCCAAAAAACAAUUGGACAGAUAAUAUUCAACAGAGGUUAAAAACUGGAUCAUUGACGUUUGAAAAAAGGAGAAAUAAAAUAAUGGGUAACUAAUAUCAGGUUAGGAAUUAAAUCUGAAAAGGAAUCAUGGUUUGAUUGUAUCAUGUUUUUGUAUGUGCAGUAAAGAAAUCAAAACUGGUCUUUCCGCUGAAUUGAAGUCACAAAUCAUAACCAAUCAUUGUUAGACCAAUAGUUAACCGAUACUUGUGCAAAUAUAAGUCCAAUUGUUUUAUACUUUGCUAUCUGAAUUGUGACCCUUUUGCGAUUACCAACGUUUGAUAGUUUUUAACCCAACUGAUUAUUUUAGCCUUUGUUUCUCGAAGUGAAUCCUAAAUUUUUCCACACUUGAUUUCCGUUGUUAUCUUAAAAAUUGUUCAUCUACACCAUGAAUUUGAAUGCGAUUUUAAGUCAAAUCUUUUCCAUUCAUCUUUGUCUUUAUGUGACCCUUUUUUGCCUAUUGCUAGAAGUUAAUUGCGAUCAAGAUGCAAAUGAGUGGAAAUUGUACAAAGAGUUAGGAGGAACGCCAAUGGAUUUAUUAAAUAAAUUAGAUGACAAACGAGGGAUUAAUCUUGGACGAAAGAUGAUGUGCAGGAUGGAUCCAAGGAAUUGUGCUGGGCUUCUCUCCGAUUCCAGUCCAUAUCAACGAAAUGUUGUUUACAGACGAGCAGAAGGAUUCCUUCACUCGGAUGAUUCUCAAAGGGAUUCAUUAUCACGAACAACGGAGUCAAGAUUACCAAUAUUUUCAGAUAGACGCUAUUAAGUUGGAAAUGGGUUCAAACCAAAGUCAAGCCAAAAGACAAACCAAAUUAAACAAUGAAAUGUAAACCUGAAAUCCAACUUGAUUGAACAUGGAAGGAAAGGAACAAAAAUUUCUUCACAAAAUCCCAAAGACAAAAAAAUAUUGGAAUAAGCCAAAACUCUCUUAUAUUGACAUUUGGGAAACACUUUUUAAAUUUCAGUUUAAUACAGUUUUCAAUUCUAAAUAGUAAAGUACAUAUUUCUUGAUUUGCUUUUCUUCCUCUCACCAUUAUCUGAAAAUGUAAUUGAAUCUGAAACACGGACUGAACCAAUCAUCAAGGUUAACCCAUUUUGUUGCUGUUUUUCCUGUUGUUGUUGUUGGAAACAUUAUUAUUGCCAUUAUUAUUGCCACAACCAUUAUUAUAAAAAGCUAAGGCCCAAAGCAUGGAGAAAGUUAUGAUUGGAAAUCUUGAAAGGCAAAAGACUUGAAAUGGAGAAAAAAGGAAAAGAAAAUUCUGAAUAUAAAAUGGAUUCUCUGGAAUUGCUAAAGAAAUGCUAUUCAACUAAACACACACACACAUAUCUUAUUGUUAAUGUGAUUAUCUGGUACAAAUCAAUCUAAUUUUAGUUCCUUUAUUGGUGUGUCAUUAUAAUCUUUAUUUAAUGUACAACGUUGAAUCUGAAGGCAACAUGAAUCAACAUGAAAGUCGUAAUAAAAUUUUCAACCUGAAAA
This is a messenger RNA of Tetranychus urticae (two-spotted spider mite), 1679 nucleotides long. The record is from RefSeq and is a predicted model, not a curated record. Lineage: Eukaryota; Metazoa; Arthropoda; Arachnida; Trombidiformes; Tetranychidae.